AUGAGUGCACUGCUAGGUUCGGUCUUUCUGCUGUUGCUGGCCGGGGGCACUCCUGCGGCAGCCGGCUCGCUCAAGGAUAUCGAGCAUGUCGUGAUCUUCAUGCAGGAGAACCGAUCAUGGAACAAUUACUUCGGCACGAUGGCCGGCGUUCGCGGCUUCAACGAUCCCAACGUCCAGGUCAAUGGCAAUGGGACGCCCGUUUGGUACCAAACUGUCACCCCGGACAUGUCGUCUGACACCAAGACCCUCCUCCCCUGGUACCUGGGCUACAAGAAUAGCAGCUACUGGAGCGGCGCGAUUCAAUGCAUGACCGCCGGGAGCAACGGCUACGAGGACAACCAAGCAGCCCUGAACCACGGGCUGAAUAACAUGUGGGCGCGCAACAACACCCCCUGGAGCUGGGGGUAUCUCAAGCGUGACGACAUCCCGGUGCAUUUUGCCAUUGCAGAGGGCUGGACCGCGGGUGAUAUGUACCAGGAAUCACAAAUCACCUCGACCAGCCCUAACCGGGUGACGCUGGUCAGUGGCUCGGUCAACGUCCCUGGGGGCCCUCAGAGUCCCGACCAAGGCGGACCGUACCUUGACAACAACGAAACACCAGGCUGCGAGGACAACGGCAUCAACUGCUACCCGCUCAAGUGGAAGACCAUCUACGAGAUCUACCAGGACGCCGGGGUCUCUUGGCAGGUAUACCAGGACAAGAACAACUUCGACGACAACCCGCUGGCCUGGUUCGAACAGUACCAGAACGCGUCGGACGACUCGCCGCUGGCGCAGCGCGGGCUGAGCUUCCUCGGCCUGGACGCCUUCUACCAGGCGGCGUCGAACGGCAGCCUGCCCGAAGUCAGCUUCAUCGUGGGGCCGGCCGAGCUCAGCGAGCACCCGCCGUACAUGCCCAAAGACGGCGCGUGGCUGCAGAAGAAGGUCGUCGACGCGGUCACGCACAGCCCGAAGUACAGCUCGACGCUGCUCAUCAUCAGCUACGACGAGACGGGCGGCUGGGGCGACCACGUCGCGCCGUUCCACUCGCCGGAAGACACGCCGGGCGAGUGGAUGGAGGAUCCGUACGGGCUGUUUGGCAAGAUCUUCGUCGGGCCGGGCUUCCGCGUGCCCCUGUACAUGGUGUCGCCGUGGACCCGCGGCGGCCGCGUGUUCACCGAGCGCGCCGACCACAACUCGCAGAUCCUCUUCCUGGAGAAGUGGCUCGAGGCGCGCGGCUACGACAAUGUACGCACCCCGGAGAUGGUCCCCUGGCGCCGCGCGCACAUGUCCGACCUCGUCAACGCGCUCGACCUCGACCACCCGGACACCAGUCUGCCGCAUCUGCCGGACGCCGACGAGCCCGAUCGCCUGGGCGACUUGUACACGGGCACGUCGAACUGUGAGGCCGCCCACCCGCAGCAGCGCCCGCCGGUGCCGUACGGCCAGCAGAACGUGUCGGAGGCGCUGUUCUUCGAGCAGGGCUUCAAGGAGGUCGUCGGGUAUCUGACCGAGGGCCGCUACCUGGUCUUUGAGCAUGGUCAGACCGCGCUGACGAAUGCCGGCAGCACGGACAAGCUGACGAGCGCUCCGGCGGCGGCGGAUCAUAGUGAUAAGCGGCAGCGGUGGGUGAUCCAUUACAGCAGGGGAGAGGAGAGCCAGAAGUUCCAGGUGUCCAGCGCGUUGGACGGCAAGUGGAUUGGGCCGAGUGGGAGUUUGGUGGCGUCGCGCAGCCAGGCUGCGGAUAUCAAGGCCAGUUUCCUCGGCAAUGGACAGGGCUACCAACUACAGUAUGCCGAUGGGUCGGCCGUGGGCAGCGAGCAGAGCUACAAGAUCUGGAGCGUCACGUACCGGUAG
Aspergillus terreus NIH2624 is the source of this 1836-nucleotide messenger RNA. Its product is annotated as nonhemolytic phospholipases C family protein. Gene Ontology annotation, molecular function: hydrolase activity, acting on ester bonds. The coding region runs from base 1 to 1836 and encodes 611 amino acids. NCBI's taxonomy places the organism in Eukaryota, Fungi, Ascomycota, Eurotiomycetes, Eurotiales, Aspergillaceae. The transcript has 5 exons. The record is from RefSeq and is a predicted model, not a curated record.